Messenger RNA from Paramacrobiotus metropolitanus, 3315 nucleotides. Its product is annotated as unextended protein-like. The transcript is spliced from 7 exons. Gene Ontology annotation, biological process: magnesium ion homeostasis; transport. The coding region runs from base 411 to 2957 and encodes 848 amino acids. Lineage: Eukaryota; Metazoa; Tardigrada; Eutardigrada; Parachela; Macrobiotidae. Gene Ontology annotation, molecular function: transmembrane transporter activity. The record is from RefSeq and is a predicted model, not a curated record. Gene Ontology annotation, cellular component: plasma membrane.
CAUUUUGGCACGUUGCGGCGGGUUUACUUUUUUGGGUUUUCCCGAAAUCCUUGCGCAUCCCGCAGAAUUCCUCUUUUUGUGGAUAAAUAUCACUGAAUCUUAUCGUUGCAUGAAUUGAGAUGUUGUUUGCGAUCCACUAAGCCGAUUAGCCUGCACCUUAUAUGACGCCGCCGCUGAGUCAUCACUCAUUUCACCGAUACAAUUUUAUGGCCAGUCUCGGGCAGAAAUCAUAAAGCGAUAGAUUAUAGUGCAUCCCAUCCAUCCUCAGGCGCUUUUUCAUCCAAGCUCGCCCAGAGACGUGAGUGUUUCCGGACGUUUUAUCCUGCUUUUAGAUCGACAAUUGUGGAUUUAAUCUCUUGGAUGCUUGCGCCUGGAUCUUGUGCUGAAAAGACGAGCUAACCAAACUGCAGAUGAUUCCCUUCAUAAUUCGCUCGCAAUGCCUGAUCAUCGCUGUCAUCAUCCUGCCGCUGACCAUCUCCCCCGCCAUCCCGGACAUCCCCGCACCCCUCCCGAAAUCUCGCCAACUGCGCGACGCUCCCACCACCCCCAGCAGCAGCACCGCCCCGCCCCCGCCCGUGGUGGAAAUUAACGGCACGGUGCACGUUAGUGGGAUCCGCGUGGAAUCCGACAACGCCAAGGGCUUCGAGCACGGCGUGGUCAAGGUGGUGGCCGACGAGGAGACGGCCAUCCGGCUGUUCGGCAGCGGCUUUAUCAACUCCACCUCGGUCAAGUUCACCUCGCAUAGGGGACUGCGCGGGGAGGAUUGUGUGCGGUAUCCCACCGGGGAUGUCUUUGAGCUGCGACGGGAUGCGCCGGAUGCGGAGACGGAUGAUGUGGCCAGUGCGACGGUGGUGCUGAAUGAGGGCCAUGAAAAACCCUGGAUCUACUACAUGUGCGUGAAGCAUCCCACGGAGAACAGGUGGCUGCACCAGGGCGCCGGCUCCGCCGUCCAACUGCAGGCGAUUCCUAAAUACUGGAUACCGCUGUGGAUCCAGAUCCUCAUCAUCAUCGUGCUGCAGUGUUUAUCCGGCCUGUUCUCUGGCCUCAAUCUGGGCCUCUUGUCACUCGAUCCCACCGAGCUGCAGAUUGUGGCCAGUGUCGGGGCACCGCAGGAGAAGAAGUAUGCCAAGAAUAUCAUUCCGCUGCGGAAUAAAGGCAACUUUCUCCUCUGCUCCCUGGUUAUCGGCAAUGUGUUGGUCAAUAGUACGCUGACCAUUUUCCUGGAUGAUCUAACGUCGGGAUUGUAUGCGGUUAUUUUCUCCACGGUGGGGAUUGUGUUGUUUGGUGAGAUUGUACCGCAAGCGCUGUGCAAUCGGUUUGGAUUGGCGAUUGGAUCGGCAACUCGAUGGAUAACAUGGGUCGUGAUGGGCAUUACGGGUGUUAUUUCCUGGCCGUUGAGUAAAUUACUGGACGUCCUCCUGGGUCGGGAAAUCGGCACGGUAUACGAUCGUGAACGUCUGGUGGAGCUGAUCAAUGUCACUAAGGAGCAUAAUCUGUUGGAAAACGACGAAGUCAACAUCAUUUCGGGAACGUUAGCGUUGAAGAGGAAGACGGUGGCUGAAAUUAUGACGGCGAUUGAUGAAGUUUAUAUGUUGCCGUACGACGCUGUACUGGAUUUUGAUACAUUAGCAGAAAUUACUCGCGAAGGCUACACCAGAAUUCCCAUUUACGAAACGAAGCGGGAUAAUAUUGUCGGUCUGCUCAACAUCAAGGAUAUGGCGCUACUGGAUCCGGAUGACUGUACUUCCGUCAAGACAUUGUGCAAAUAUUACGGCUAUGAGCUGCGCUUCGUGUUCGAAGAUACCACUCUCGAUGUCAUGCUGCAGGAUUUCAAACAGGGUCACUCGCACAUGGCCUUCGUUCAGAAGAUCUCCAACCCCGAAGGUGGUGACCCAGUGUACGAGACCCUCGGCGUGGUCACCCUGGAGGACAUCAUCGAAGAAAUGAUCCAAUCCGAGAUUCUCGACGAGUCCGACCGAGAUGCCCGCGGGAAGAAGAACCUGAAAAAGGACUUCACCGUCUUCCAGGCGCGUCCCAUGUACACCUCUCUCAUCACACCGCAACUGCAGCACGCCUCCUUCCAGUUCCUCAGCACCUCGGUGGACCGGUUCAGUGAGACGUUGAUCAGUGAACACAUUUUGCGUCGGCUGAUCCGCCACCCGGAAGUGGCCCGCAUGAUCAAGAAGAAGCCCAACGAGGUGACGCCGACGUUUGUCUACAAAAAGGGCCGGCCGGCGGAUUUCUUUGUGUUGGUGCUGGAGGGUCGCGUGGAAGUGCAGAUUGGCAAUGAGGAUCUUGUGUUCGAGAGUGGACCGUUUACGUACUUUGGCAAGACGGCGUUGGGCGGCGAGUUGGGUUUGAAGCCGGAGGAAAUUGCGCAAUUAGUGAAAGCGCCGUUUCCGGCGUUGGCCACCGGGAAAGCCAGCUUGCCGGGGGCGCGGAUCAGUUUGGACAAGUCGAAGAUGACUGGCACCUUUACUCCCGAUUUCACCGUAUACGCCACAUCCGACGUGCUAUUUUUGCGUAUCAAACUGGCCCACUACAUCGCGGCCUUGCGCGCCACCGCCCUGGAACGACAACACCGCCCCUCCGGCCUGAUCCCGUCCAGUCCCUCCGCGCAGAACAUGCCCACGGAGAUCGACACCUUCGGGCAGGAGAUGGAGCGCGUCCGGACGGACGACCUGAACACCACGGAAUUCCUGCCGGCCGUCACCGCUACCACUCCGACCGGCGUGGCCGCUGAUCCCAACGGGUCCGCGGUCUUCAUUAAGAUGUCGGCGCCGCCCAGUGCGGAUAAUCUGCUGCGCACGCCCAAAGGUGAACGGGCGCACCGGUCGCGCUCGCGUUCCUCCUCACCGUCGAGGCGGGACGAUGAACGGGAUCAGCUGCUGCCGCCGGCGGGAGCACCGAAGGAAGAGAGACAACGAUCGCCGAGGAAAUCUCCCGAACGAAAAUAAAUUGACGUGAUGCUAUGUUUCCUGUUUUCCACUGUAUUUUGUAUUAUUGGUGAUAUUUAUUUUGUUAUAUUGCUUUGUUUUAUAAUAGUUUCGAUGCAUGUUUUUAAUGAGUAUUAAUGUUUCUUAUUCGCGUGAUUAUUCUGUCACUUUUGUGAUUGUGGUUCUCUUCCAGAUAUGUAUUAAUCAGAUGUUAUUGCCUUAUUGGUAGAUUAUUUCACGUUAGUAACCAGUACAGUGCUGUAAAUAAAUCUGAAAAUUUGCAGUUGGUUGCGGGGCCGCGACUUGGGACCGCCUUUAAUUGCGAGAGGCGGUCAGUGUGCCAAAAGAAUAACAACCAUAAUAAAUUUAUGAAUGAAGA